AUGGGUCAUUCUGCAAAUACUUGUUGGUCUGCUCCUCAGAGAAGCAGAAGUGUGAGUGGGAGUAACCAGCCGGCACCCAAAGGAAACAGUGGGGCAAAGCCGAGUGUAUCAGGCAAGGUGUUUCCCAUGAGUGGAUCAGAGGCGUCCAAGUCGGAUGACUUGAUCAGAGGUAAAUGCAUCAUUAUGGAUAGACUUUGUGAUGUAUUAUUUGAUUCUGGUACCACAUAUUCCUUUGUUUCUGUGGAUUGUGUGAAUUGUAUUAGACUGCCAAUAUCUUCUCUACCAUGUGAUAUUCUUGUGUCUACUCCUACAGCUAAGCCUGUUGUGACUUCUUUUGUAUGCUUAGGCUGUUCUGUGAUGGUACAUGAUUGUAAGGAGAAAGCUUUAAUCUUUGGUGAUGAGACACCGAUAAAUUCUAGACUCCAAGGUGUGGGUGAAGCUACUGCUUUCAUGGUGUUGUUUUCUGCUGAGAUCAAUAAGACUGUGAGAGCUGAGCACAUUUUAGUAGUGCAAGAUUUUCUAGAAGUUUUUCUGGAUGAUGUAAUAGAAUUGCCACCGGAAAGAAAGAUUGAGUUUUCUAUCAAUUUGAUUCCGGGAGCAAGUCCAGUAUCUAUUGCGCCAUAUCGAAUGUCACCGGUAGAAUUGGUUGAGGUGAAAAAGCAAGUGGAAGAACUAUUGUAA
This is a messenger RNA of Abrus precatorius (Indian licorice), 681 nucleotides long. RefSeq lists its product as uncharacterized. NCBI's taxonomy places the organism in Eukaryota, Viridiplantae, Streptophyta, Magnoliopsida, Fabales, Fabaceae. Bases 1 to 681 code for a protein of 226 amino acids. The record is from RefSeq and is a predicted model, not a curated record. The transcript is spliced from 2 exons.